CUAUUAUUCUGUGUGCUGGUUCCCACACACACACGUCCAGGUCACCUCUGAGCCUCGGCUGCGCGCUCACACGGCUUUACCUCGAUCGCCACGCUGGACUUCAUCCUGGUUUGGUUCUGCUGAGGACCACUUGGUGGAUCCACAGGAACUGCUGCCAUGCACACCAUCCACCGCCUGUGUCGCGCCUGCAUCGGACAGAACCUGCCUCAGGUGAGCAUCGCUCGAGGAAAAGAUGGAUUCGGUUUCACCAUCUGCUCCGACUGCCCGGUCAGAGUGCAGGCGGUAGAUCCAGGCGGUCCGGCUCAUCAAUCCGGACUCCGUCAGGGAGACUCGGUCCUGCAGCUCAAUGGGCUUCCUGUAGAGACCUGGAAGUGCGUCGACCUUGCCCACGCCAUCAGGAGCUGCCAGUCUCAGAUUGUGUUGGUGGUGUGGAGAAGUUUACCUGAGGUCCGGUCAGCAUGUGAGGCUAUGCUCCGCCCACAUACACACAGCGCGACGACAGGCAGGAAGUUGCUGUCUCACCCCACCCAAAGCAAACAAGACCGCAAAUGGGGUCAGGGGUCAGGGGUCCGGGCCAGUUUGGGAGCUCUAGGUUCUCUGUGGAGGGAUAGAAAGGAGGACCGGGAGGAAGAGGAAGAGGAGGCAGAUCAGGAGAUGUACACACCUCACACCACCACCCUGAAGGGCACACGUGUGACAUCAUCAAAUGGAGACAAUUACAUCAUCCUGUCACCUGUCAGCCCAGAAGGACAGCUCCUGCAACCAGUUUAUCACGACAGGCCCGGCACGAUCGGACAUCUGUACCCGACUCGCCCCAGAGGUCCGAACGUCCUCCACGACUCAUGUUUGGGGUCGUUACAGAGACCUUUUACCAGGCAAAUCUCCACCCUGCCUCCACCGCUUUCCUCCACAUCUUCGGCCCCGCCCAGAAACUAUGGCAACUACCAGAACUGCACCAUCGUUCAGUCACAUGUGCCGUGCUCGGGAUAUGGAGCCUACGUCACCAUGGCGCCCAAAACCGUCAUCUUCCCUAUUUUCGUCCAGCCUCUCGAUCUCUGCAGUCCGGACAGAGCCCUGCUGAUGUCUGAAGAGAUGCUCCUGCACCAAGCCGACCUGCUGCCUGCAAAGGUGACCGUGUUGAUCUACACUGACCUGCUGCUACUGACCAGAGAGGAUGAAGCUGGACGCUGUAACGUCCUGCAGAGUCCGGUGUUCCUGAACACACUGAAGCUCAGAGAGGGUAAUGCUGCGUUCACUGUCACCUCUGAGCAUCGGGUUUUCUCUGUGACCUGCAGCUGGCAGGUUUCUGUUUUGUCAGACCUCCCCUCAGACUUUGGCUUCCUCUCUCUCGGGCAGUCUGACCCCCUCUACUGUCCUUCAGCUCCUUACUCUUCGCUCUGUGACUCCCUUAGACCUCCCUCCCCAUCUUCUUACUCCCCCAGUGCUCCCUUCUCCUCCUCCACUCUUCCUCCUGCUCCCGUCUCCCUUCUCUCUCCCUACUCCUCCUCACCACCUUCCAGGAACAUCAUCUCCUCAGCUCAGCUCCUCCCUCCACCUCACCGUCCCUCCUCCACUCUAAGGAGUCCUGUCUGGAAGGAGAGAGCAGAAGAGGAAGAGGAGAGGAGGAAGAGGAGACGGGAGGAAGAGGAGGUGGAGGAGCGGCAACAGGGGGAGGGGGAGAGUGCCUCAGAGACUUCAGAGAACACGGGUGGUGUCGGGGGGCGGGGCUUCCUGCUCAGCCCUCACCACUCCAACAUGAACCAGGAGAGUGACGAGGAGGAAGAGAUCUUCAGACCAGCAGUCCUACGCCGCUCGCUCUCCGAGGGUUCUCUGCUGCAAGAACCUCGGUCGCCCCGCUUCCUGUCCGACAGCACCAUCCACCGCCUCACCCAUCCUGUGAACUUUGACCUCAGCCCCAACUCGAGCCCCGCCUCCCGAGUCCCCUCCCCCCACACUCUGAGGAAGCAGCUGACCGGAGAGGGGGGGUCUCUGCACCAAAUGCUGAUGCUGCUCAACGGGACCAAGGCUGGAGAACCCAGGAACCGACAGCUGAAGAAGAAAACUCUAGCAGCUGAUGUUCGGAGCCGCCUGGCGUUUCUGCGAAUGUGGAAAAAUGGCGCUGGUGUCCAUGGAAGCAGUUUGGAGAAAGCGCUGAAAAAUAACAGACCGUCUGCAAAGGAGGUGCUGAGGUGGGCGGAGAGUCUGGAGUCCCUGCUGUCCAAUCAGUAUGGUCUGACGGUGUUCCGUCACUUCCUGAGGUCAGAGUUCAGCGAAGAGAACCUGGACUUCUGGUUGGCUGUGGAGAGGUUUAAGAAGACACGCCCCUCCAACAAGAUGGCUGCCAGAGCUGCAAAAAUCUACGACCACUUUAUUUCUACGACUGCAGCGAGACAGGUCAAUGUGGACUCGGCCAUCAGAGAGGCAACCAAUCAGAGCCUGUGCGUUGGUGUUAGCUCCGCCUCCUUCCAACUGGCGCAGGAGCAGAUUUUCAACCUGAUGGAGACGGACAGUUACCCACGGUUCCUCAAGUCCCGCCUCUACACCCAGCUGGCCAGUCACAACACAGAGCAGCGGAUCAGACCAACCAGAGACGAGGGGUUGAUCUGAGCUUCUGAUUGGCUGAACAAAUCUCUCAGUAGCAUUCUGGGAGAUGUAGUAUCGAGUGUUUGGGACAUUUACCCUUUUAACAACUUGAUUCUUACACUAAUCUUCUUUUUUUGCUGAUCUUUGUUUAUCUAGAAACAUUUAACCCGCCGUGUGAGUAAAACAUGGCCUCUGACCUUGAACCUGCCAUCUUUAGACUGUUAUCCUUCUCAUGACCCAGGUGAAGCCGUGCUCACAGGUGAAACAUCAGCAGGACUUUCCCAUCACCCUCGGCUGCAUGUCGUUGAGUCCAGAGCAGACUCUGAGUCAUGUUUUUAGCUAACGGCUAACUGAUGUAUCUCUGAUUAAAGCUGACUGAUGUCACAUCAGCUGUCA
Messenger RNA from Neolamprologus brichardi, 2979 nucleotides. NCBI's taxonomy places the organism in Eukaryota, Metazoa, Chordata, Actinopteri, Cichliformes, Cichlidae. The record is from RefSeq and is a predicted model, not a curated record.